Molecule: messenger RNA, 5212 nt
Organism: Pelmatolapia mariae (spotted tilapia)
Lineage: Eukaryota; Metazoa; Chordata; Actinopteri; Cichliformes; Cichlidae
Exons: 3
Coding region: 229-1020 (263 amino acids)
Source: RefSeq, a predicted model, not a curated record
GUCCUGGAAAGCUGUGCAGCUCUUUACCACAGCUCUUGUUGUGAGCAGUUUUUUUUCUCUUUUCUGCAUUUUCUAAUGAAUUUGCCCUCAACGCAGUCACAUUUGAAUGACAGAGACUAAAAGGCACUUCCUGGGGAGUCACGAACACACUUGCGAGAAAGAAAUGGAGAACUGAUUUACAUCAAGCUGCACUCCAUUACUCCUCCUCACUGGAUCAAACUGGCAGCGAUGCAGCUUGGUCAUCCAGUCACCAUCAGCACUUCUCUCCAAAUCCCUCCCCAACCUCAGAGUCUGAUAUUCAAGAGCCCACACCCAUUCCUGCUAGACUCCAUCCAGCCCGUGUUGGUCAGGGCUAUCAUCAAUCCAAAACGGGGGAUGGAGGAACCUCUCCAGCCGCAGACUCCACAAAGCCCCAGUAACUGCAGCUCAUCGGGACCUGGUGGGAAAUCCUGCUGGAGUUUAGACCUGAGGGUGGCUAUUCUUCUGCUUACUCUGGCAGGAGCAGUAAUCCUCCUGCUGCUGUACAGACUGUUACAGCUAAGACACAGGCUGAGGAUGGCCAGAGCGAGGCAUGCUUUGGAGUACACCAGCUUCUACCACAGUGGCACCUACACACUCAAACACCCCACACCUUGUCAGGAGCUGCCAGAGAAGAACGGGGCAGUACCUGAAGACACUGCACCACUCCAAACCAUAACCUCAGUGACACCUGCUGUCAUCACCCCAGUGCCACCUCCAUCGCUGCCCUCACCGGUACCCCCUCCACUGCCACUCCCCCCACCUCCUGUCCUACCACGUCCACCUCUUCACCCUCCAGUUUCUCUCCCUCCGACACCCCCUGUCCUGUCACUCCCUCUUCCCGUGCCUGUCAUCCACACCACCCCGCCCAGCCCUCACCUGUCAUGGGGUGCCUGCUCAGAUGCCGAUGUUUAUUCUCGGAUUGGGACUUUCAGGUCAUCCAGGCUUUCCAACCUCUCCAACCAGUCGACGGUCAUCCUGUUUGAACACUCAUCUGUUUGAACUCUCACAGAAUGUGUGUGAUCUCCUCAAGGAGUCUGUGACUGUGACAGGGAUUACAAGAUGUUUCCUGUACUCUAUGUUUGUGUGUGUAAUAUACAGCAAAAUAUAAGAAGUUAACGUUUCAAAACUUUAAAACAUGAAGUUUGCACUUUGUCAGCCACUGAAAGGCUUUAUUGACAAAAAAAGAAAAAAAGGCAGAUGCAAUAAAAUUGCAAUUUAAAUGAAAACACCUCUAUUAUAACCAUGUUUUUUUUUUAAACUGGAUUGUGAGGUCAGGAGGACAGAUGAAACCCUCCACUUGUCCAAGAAGCAGGACUAAAAAACUACCAAUAGCAGAUGAACAGUAUGUAAAACAGGGCUUAUGAAUACAUUGACUUUUUGGUGGAGGAUUUCAAGAGCGAGUUACAACAGUGAACAUCUACAGUCAUCUGUUAAACAUGGCAGAAGGUUGCAUUUCAGUCAGUGGUGUCAGAGAACGUGUUAAAGUUGAUGUGAAUGCAAAGAAAGCACAGCCAGAUCCACCAAUCAGUACCAUUUGGAAACAUCUGAUUGACAACAGCUUCAUUUCUCAGCAUGACAGGGAUCCCAUGAAAAGAAAAAAAUUAAGAAUUUGAAAAUUCAUCGAUUAUAAUGAUUGUAUUUUAGAGUUUAAAAUAGUUUGAUCAAAGACCUUUCAAUCCUGGUGGAUUAACCAUUACAGAAACAUAAAAAAAAUAAAUAAAUUACCUAUGCUGUUAAUUUAGGGCAGAUAUGGCAUAACCCUUGCAUUUUGUGGUGGCCUCAUAAGUUUGUUAAGCACUGUAUAACGAGUCCAUCACCAGGUAGUUAGUAACACAUUUCUGUGUUUUCGUUGUGUGACCACAUUCAGGUGUGAAUAAGAAAUUCUGCAUUACAUACUUCAUCGUGCAGAUUGAGAAAAUACACACCUCGUUAUUUGUCUUAAAAUAUUGUAAUGUAAAAAAUAAUAAUAAUAAUGACAUUUUUAAAUAUUAAAAAAAUAACCAUGAUCCCUAGUCACUUUAGCUCUCUAGUGAUCACCUAAUGAUUAACUCACUAUUACUUUCUGGCUCUUUCUGUGGCUCCUUAAUGAGCAUCAUAACUUACAAAAUGAUCAUUUUGUUUUCUUUAAAACUCGACGACAGCGUUUAGGAAAAUGUUCACUACCAUCAUAAAUCAAGAGACCUGUAGGUUCAUUUUCUCAUAUUCUCCUGUACAUUCUGAUGUUUAAUGGCCUCCUGAGUUAGAAAUAUGGGAUUAAUGUCAAUACCAUCCUUCCAGCCCUCUCACCUGGAUGCUGUUAGUCUCCUAAAAUGAGACUGUUAUCUCUUAGUGGCCAAUACUGCUGCAUCCUUCCAUGAAAAAUGGGGAUUCAAGUAAACAGUGCAUGUAUCAUCAAAUUUUAAGAGCAACUUUAACUAAUGAUAGAAGUCAUGUAUAUGUAUAACCAUGUAUAAUUUCUGCUGCAUGAAGUAGUUCUGAAGUUUGAAGGAUUCUUAAAGUGGAUAUGCAACAUUUCAAAAUGAAAAACUUUGAUUAAUAUUCAACACAUCCAGAACACAAACACAUUCAUAUUCAUCCUUGCCUGACAUUUCCUCAUUUUAUUUAAUUGCCUCUGCUGUAUAUUGUUACAAAUGUCUUUCCUCCUCAGCUUACAACCACUUACAAGACAUUGCAGAAGAGCAUGCACAGAUUGAAUUAACUGGCUUUUAGAAUGGAGACCGUGACCCCACGAGCAGACUUGGAUGCAGAAAUGACUAAAGAUACAGCUCACACAAGGUCUCGGUUUUCACCCCAGCAGGCAGAGAGCAACAAACAACCAUCAACUAAAACAGCUUCCCUUUACAAACUAAUGUUGAAUUAUAAAUGAGAGGUUGGUUGGGAAAAACAUAUUGAAAUAUUGAAGAAAAAUUCACCUUGUUAAUGUGGCCAUUAAGAUCACCAUAGAAACAAGAUGUUAGAUGUCAGAUGUUACCCUUGUGCCAAUGGGGCUUUUUAAUCUGUGCUAAGUUCAUCCACUGGGGAAGAGCACUAAUAAAUUAGUUAACAGUUGAGCGAUUGCAUUGUUAAACAUACGGUUUAAUAAUCAUGUUUGAAUUUGUUACAGUUAAAGGCUUAUAUUACUAAAUGAAGCAAAAGCCUAUGAUACAGUAAGCGAGAGACAGAGAGAGAGAGAGAGAGAGAGAAAGAGAGAGAGGGGGGGGAAACACUUGGAUGCAAAGAAUGGUGUGAAACAGGGAGGGACGCUGCCAUGAAAACCCAGCUCAGGAAAUACCUCCCAACUGAGGAAACAAUGAGCUCUGCUACUGCAACAACUCAGUAAAAAUGGUUAAGAUAAACAGGUUAGGAGUGCUAUGUUUCCAAUCUGGCAGUAGUUUAUUUAUUACAAACCACUUGAGUUUUGCAUUGUGGAGGGCACCCUGAAGUAAUUAAGUGCAUGUUGUUAUUCAUGCAAAGUAAGAAGAUAUGUCAAAAGUUGUCAGUAUUCCAGUUAUCGGCAUAAAAACUAGACUGAAAAUGAGUGAAAAAGCAACCAGUGCCCCCAAAAAGCUUUGAAAGAUCAUGAAAAAGCCAAGAGACAGACAUAAUUGUUCUUUUCAAACUGCUCAGUCUAGCUGUAACUUAGCUGCACAAAUCUAGUGAUAGUUCAAAUCUCAGCGCAGGGAAAUUUGAUUAAUGAGGCAAACUGACCUCUACAGGCAAUAUUUGAUGCUGGUGUGUUUUGUUGCUUACAGUGAAUUUCCUGUUUGGCCAGAUAAAGCUUUCUGCUUAGCCAGCAUUAGCUUAAGUAAUAAAGUGGACAACUUGGCAUUCGUUGUAGCAGCUAGCUGGCUAACAUUAUCUCUAGAAAAAUGCUGUCUCUAGCCACAACAAUCUUCAUUGUCCUUAGUUAGUGAUCAAUGGACUCCAUAAGCUAUCAUAAACUACUGCUGCUCAAUGAUGAAAAUGCAAACAGAUGUGAUUUUCUUUAAAAAAAACAGAAAAGAAAAAAGUAGGGAACAAAUAAAAAACAAGCAAGCAAACAAAAAUAGCUAAGAGGCUGUUAGAGGAAACUGUAUGUCAGUGUGAUACAAGCCAAUUUAAAUGCUCCCAUUUUCAUAUUAACAUUCACAUCAGAGUUAUUAGUAGUGAAAUACUGAAGUACUCCUAUUCGUUAAGUUAAUCACUGAAUAGCAUAUUACUUGUGCUACAAACCACUGGAUUAAAAACAUAUAAACUAUUAGGAGGUAGAUGAGGGGAGCACCUUCUGUCUGAGGAACGAAACAGCUUGUUUAGGAAUAGAUCAAUUUUAAUUACAUGUACACCGAUCAGCUCAGCAGCCACAACUGAUCCCUAGAAGGUCAGCUGAAUUGAUUAUCUCUACACUGGAUUUAAGGGAACCUUAUGAGAUUAGGUAAGAUCACAAUCUUAUUUCCUGCAAGAAUUUCUUUCCCAAAAGGUAACAUGGGUAGCACAAGUGCAUGUUCUUCUGCAAGGUGGCAUAUUUUGUAGAAAUAUGUGACUAUAUAGCUAAUGAAUGUUGUCUCUUGGUGUGUGUUUUUUUUGACAAGAAAUGUUUAGAUAGAAUGAAAGAUAGAUAGUUAAUGAAUAUAAUUCAUAUAGACUGUCAUGGGCCUUUGACCCAACAUUUUGAGUUUUGGAAUGUUUUGAGUUUUCUGUGAGCUCAUGAGCUCUAUAUCUAAUUCUUUCAACAUUACAGUGUCUCCCUUUGGUUCCAGUCUGCGUUCCUCAUUAGGUUAUGCAGUCUUUAGUUAUAAUCUUUUGUGAUCCCUUUCUGUUCUCCCAGUCAGUCAUGUCUCCAUGUUUGUUCAUCCCCUGUCACUGUGUCACGUUCACGUGUUUCAGUCGUGGGUUCAGUCUUUGUUACUUCCUGUUUUAUUUUAAUAGUCUCUUGUCCCGUGUGCAUUAUGUUCAGUCCUGCGUCCUCUUGUCUCGUUAGUCAGAUUCCAUCCAGCUGUGUUUCCUAUCGUCCUGAUUACCUGGCGUGUAUACACUGUCUGAGUGUCCACUUUGGUCUUUGUUGUGUUGUUGUGUAAUCCCUCGCACAAUGUUUUUUCAUUGUUUUUUGUCUUAUUUUUGUACUUUUAGUUAAUAUAACCACCUUUUAGUUUAGCCCUUGUGUUUCUUAUCAACUUUUUGUGCCAAAAUCUAACAUAAAACAACAAAAAAAACCAACAUUAAAAAUGUGAAAUCA